Molecule: messenger RNA, 976 nt
Organism: Hibiscus syriacus
Lineage: Eukaryota; Viridiplantae; Streptophyta; Magnoliopsida; Malvales; Malvaceae
Product: cytokinin riboside 5'-monophosphate phosphoribohydrolase LOG3-like
Exons: 7
Coding region: 38-745 (235 amino acids)
Biological process (GO): cytokinin biosynthetic process
Cellular component (GO): cytosol; nucleus
Molecular function (GO): hydrolase activity, hydrolyzing N-glycosyl compounds
Source: RefSeq, a predicted model, not a curated record
AAAGUAUACAUAAACAAAGAAGCUUGUUAUAUAGUUAAUGGAGAUGGAGAGUGAAACACAGCAGUCAAAAUUCAGGAGGGUUUGUGUGUUUUGUGGAAGUAGCCAGGGCAAGAAGAGUAGCUAUCAAGAUGCUGCUAUAGAGCUUGGCAGAGAAUUGGUUUCAAGGAACAUUGAUCUGGUCUAUGGAGGAGGAAGCAUAGGUUUGAUGGGAUUGGUUUCACAAGCUGUUCAUGAUGGUGGCCGCCAUGUCAUUGGAGUUAUUCCCAAGACGCUUAUGCCUCGAGAGGUAUGUCUGCUGCACUACUCUUAUGUGUUUUUCUAUGAAAAAACUUUGCAGUUAAGUGGUGAAACAGAAGGGGAAGUGAAGGCUGUUGCAGAUAUGCAUCAAACGAAGGCUGAGAUGGCUAAGCAUUCAGAUGCUUUUAUUGCCUUACCAGGUGGAUAUGGAACUCUUGAAGAAUUGCUUGAAGUGAUUACUUGGGCUCAGCUAGGAAUACAUGAUAAACCGGUUGGCUUACUGAAUGUCGAUGAAUACUAUAACUCAUUGCUUUCGUUCAUCGAUAAAGCCGUGGAAGAGGGAUUUAUUAGUCCGAGUGCACGCCAAAUCAUUGUCUCUUCACCCACGGCUAAAGAGUUAGUAAAACAAUUGGAGGAAUAUGUGCCCUGCCAUGAAAGUGUUCCUUCAAAGUUGAGUUGGGAGAUGGAGCAAUUUGGCUACUCUCAAUCAUAUAACUUGUCCAGGUAGUGCUUGGAGGUGCAUGGAGGGGAAGGUACGUAUGGAAAUUGUUAAGGCUCUUGGGAAAAAAAAAGACUUGAAAUUUUACUUCAAUGGGGGGAACUCUUAUUUUUGUUUGUAAAUCACUGCCAUUGACAUCAAUAUAUGAAAGUUAAGAACCUUCCCUUUUUACUGGAAAAUUGAUUCUCUUUACUAAAUUGCAAGUACAAAAUGCUUAUGAAGAGUGCCCUUUAGAUUUUG